AUGGCAAGAGCUGUGUUUGUUAUUGCUGUUCGUAGAGCUUCUUCGAUUCUCAAAUCGUCACCUUCCAAACCUCUCUUCCUAAGAUCAAUUUUCUCUGUAUCCAAACUCUUUGCUCCACACAACCCAUCGAACCGCUUAAUUGGUCAGGUUUUCCAACUCAAGAACCAAUUUUCUUUCCACCCGAACACUUGCCUCUGCCAAACCCACCAAACUCAUCAUGGGGUUUUCAGAAACUUGAGCCAUGGAACGGUGAAUUUGGUUAUAUCACAAGGGAAACCCAAGUUCGAGAUGCACGAGAUCGAUCCUCCGAAAAAGUUUAGGUGGAAGACCAAGAAGAGGUUUAAGCUACAGAGAAUGAGAGAGAAGCAGGAGAGAAAAGCGGCCAAUAGGAAGGACCCGCGUCGGCUUGGCAUCAAGAGGAAGAAAAGGCAGAAGUUUGCCACUGCUGAGGAGAGGAUCAAGUACAAGCUUGAAAAGGCUAGAAUAAAGGAAGCUUUGCUGAUUGAAAGACUUAAGAGGUAUGAAGUUCCAAAAGUUCAGGGUCCUGAAGUAAAACCAGAUGACUUGACAGGUGAGGAGCGGUUUUAUAUGAAGAAAAUGGCCCAAAAGAAGUCUAAUUAUGCACCAAUUGGCAAACGAGGAAUUUUCGGAGGUGUUAUUCUUAACAUGCAUAUGCAUUGGAAGAAACAUGAAACCGUCAAGGUGAUUUGCAAGCCAUGUAAACCUGGACAAGUACAUGAAUAUGCCCAGGAAAUUGCCAGACUGAGUGGUGGGAUCCCAAUUCAAAUAGUUGGAGAUGACACCAUAGUAUUUUAUCGAGGAAAGAACUAUGUGCAGCCAAAAGUUAUGUCACCUGUAAAUACUUUGUCCAAGAAAAAGGCACUGGAAAAGUUUAAGUACGAGCAAUCUCUCGAGUCUGUGCGGCACUUCAUUGCUAUUGCUGAGAAAGAAUUGGAGCUCUACUACAGGCAUAUUGCACUUUACGGCGACCCAAAUGACAGAAAUCCCUUAAAGCAAAAACUAGAGUCCACUAGUGAUUUCUUUUCCGCGGGUCUCUCAGGGACAGAAGCAGAUUCUUCAAACUCUGAGCUAUCAGAAACUGAUGGUUCUGAACAUGACAACUUAUCACUAAGUGAAUCAGAUUCUGAAGAUGACAAGAUAUAUAGUUCUGAUGAUGAAGCAAGCACCUCGAAGACGCAACUGUCUGAUUUUAAGCAUGAGAGAUUGGAACGUAGACGAGAAAAUUUGAUAUGA
Molecule: messenger RNA, 1254 nt
Organism: Prunus armeniaca (apricot)
Lineage: Eukaryota; Viridiplantae; Streptophyta; Magnoliopsida; Rosales; Rosaceae
Source: the annotation of a GenBank genome assembly